This is a messenger RNA of Tuber melanosporum (Perigord truffle), 1383 nucleotides long. RefSeq lists its product as uncharacterized. The coding region runs from base 1 to 219 and encodes 72 amino acids. Lineage: Eukaryota; Fungi; Ascomycota; Pezizomycetes; Pezizales; Tuberaceae. The record is from RefSeq and is a predicted model, not a curated record. The transcript has a single exon.
AUGGAUAACUGCGAUGCCAAUGGGAUACCGGUAUUAAUUCAGUCACCGGAACGUCCCGCUAAUACGGUAAUAAGCUCUCUUUCUCUUCUCUCUCUCCAUGGGGUGUGCACACACACACACAACUACACAACUGAUAAAUUGAGCAAAAGUGAGGUGAGGUUUUUUUUCUCUUUCAUUCUUCUCAUGAUAAACCCCAUCGAACAAUCUUUGGUAUUCUAGAUCUUCUCCCCCUUAAUUCUCCCUGGAUCGAGUUUUUUUUUUGGAAGCUACCAAUUACUGUCAUGCUAACCUGUACCGUGCUGCUCGUGGCCGUGCCAAUGGGGUUUUUCCGCUGUGCCGUACUGUAACUAGUACUCUGGAUCACUCACUUUACGAGUAAGUACUACGGUACUUACUAGCUGGACCACAAAAAAGUCUUCCGUUUUCGAUAUGACAUUGCGGCUCGGAGGGAGAGAGAGGCAAGGGAAGGGGGGGUGGGAGAGGGAGGGAAGAGUCAGAUCAAUCAGAAGAGAAACGUUGAGCUAAGCGAUUGGCCCAACAACCCCCUUUUCCAACGUCUCUCAAUUUCCAUUCGUGGCGAGAAUCCACGAUCGACCUCCAUGCCGGUCCCCGGGUCAAAUGUAAUCGGCAUGGACAUGAUCAUAUAACUUCUCUCCUCUCCCUAUCAUAUCACAAACACAACACACACACAGCACCUUCCUUUGUCCCCAAGGCGGAUAGGAGCAACGUAUCGUUACCCUAACAGUUGUGUGCAGCGCGGUGCACAGUCAAUUGUACCAAACUACCCUUGCCGUAUGAUAACGGAAUUGUUAAGGGUGGUGGUGGUGGCGGUUGAGCAUAAACUGUGCUGCUCAAUCCAUCCAUCUAUCCGAGACCGUCCAUUUUCCCCGAUUCCCGUGCAAUUAUUUGAUUCUCGGGGAGGCGGAAGUCGGCUUACCUGGUGAGAGUCCACGGAGAGAUAAAUGGGAUGGAUGGGAUGGACGGAUUUGUCGUGGAGAAUGAUAUGUCACGUCACGUCGUUUUUUUCCUUAUUGAUAAGUACCCUACCGGAUACGGUAGGUUGUAUUGGAUUAGAUUUUUGGACGAGUUCUAGCCUUGCCUUAUCAACGCACUCGAUCACGAUUUAUUGGGUUGCCAAUUGACCUGGCGAGUGAGCGAGAGAGAGAGAGAGCAAGGGAGGAAGGUCCGAAUCCCAGUAUCCUACCGGUACUCUUUUUUUCUUUUUUUUUCUUUUCUCUCUCUCUCACAACCUUACGAUUGCUUUAGGUAGGUAGUUCUACUCGAGGACAGACAGAUAGGUAGAUAGAACGGAGGGAGGAUAGGGGUAGUCAGCGCAGAAUGAUACCAGCAUUAGCUGUGUAUACAAGAGUCACAAUUAUCCGA